AUGUUUCUGUUUCUCUCUGUGCGUGUGUGUUUGGUGCAGUUUUGCCUGGGCAUCGGUUGCAGGCGCUGCCUAGGCUGUGGACUUUUGCUGGGAGAGAUUCUGCGGGGCUGCAGUUUCAACCGAUUCCAUGGACCUUGCUGUGCGGAGCGGUGUGGGGGUGGUGGGGGGAGCAAGGGGACGGUCUCGCCGUUAGUCGUCAACGAUUGUUGCUUCACUGUGUUCCCUUUUUUGUUUUGCUAUGGAUUGCUGUGGCAGGGAUACGAGGGAAUGAGCGACAGUGACACCUCCAGCCUUUACUCCUCCUUUUUCAGUUGCGAGGCCACUGCACUUCCGGUGGAGCCUCAGUGUGAGUUACCGUGUAUUAUGCGUUGCAUGCGUUUUAACAGGCUUUCCCUUCCGUUGAACUUUGCUCUUUCUCCGCGUGUGGUUUGCCGUUGUUAG
Molecule: messenger RNA, 441 nt
Organism: Trypanosoma rangeli
Lineage: Eukaryota; Euglenozoa; Kinetoplastea; Trypanosomatida; Trypanosomatidae
Exons: 1
Coding region: 1-441 (146 amino acids)
Source: RefSeq, a predicted model, not a curated record